UUCUUCUUCUUCUUCUUCUUCUUGUUCUUCCACAUUUCUUUUUUGUUUUAUUAAUACAUAUUGACAUUUUAAGUACUGUCAAUUACUCCUAUAUACAUAUUCAUGACGCAUACCUGCCAACCUAUUGUCGAUGGCGUCCCGUAUGUGCAGUGGAUUCAUACAUUAUUCGGUGAUUGUGUCUACGGAUGGAGGGAUUCUAUCAGUGUAUUACUCGGUUAUUUGUCCAUUUUUUGUUGGUUAAACGCUCAAAUGCCACAAGUCAUCAAAAAUUACCGGUUACAUGACGCUGAAUCUCUUAGUUUCACGUUUUUAACCAUUUGGCUCAUCGGUGAUGUGGCCAAUUUUAUUGGCUGUAUAGAAACGAACCAGUUGCGAUUCCAGUUAUAUCUGUCUAUUUAUUUUAUCAUUAUAGAUACCGUGCUUUGUAUGCAAUGGCUAUAUUAUGUAAAAUUCGCCGACAAUCGUCUUCGCCAAUGGUUGAAUCCCGAGGAGCCGAAAUCUUAUAUUUAUAACGUCGAAAGCACCUGUAGUUCUAGCAGUCAAUCUCGCCCAUUGUACGACAGGGAAUCUCAAUUGAAAUCUGCCAGCUUAUCAACUGCUAAUCAACCCACGGAACAAACCCAAUUAUGUGGUCAGACUGAUCGUGCACCCAAGUAUACCCAGCUUCUUGUCGUCGGCGUCCUAUCAUUAAGUGUCACAACACCCACCAUUACAUCACGAGACAUGUCCCAUGUCCUUUCGGACGAAGAAAUGCUGUGGGUGGGACGUUUUUUCGCCUGGUUAUGCACUUUUCUGUAUCUAUCAUCGCGGUUGCCACAGAUCGCACAAAAUUUCCGUCGCCGCUCUGUAGAAGGGUUGUCAAUGGCUCUCUUCUUUUUUGCCGCCAUGGGAAAUCUCACUUACACAUUGAGUAUAUUCACAAAUCCACAUGCUACACGACAGUCCUUACUUGAAGCCGUACCCUACAUCAUGGGUAGUGCAGGAACACUCAUGUUUGAUACCGUGAUCUUUGGACAAUACUUGACCUAUACUUACCGCAAGUCAAGGUCGACCCUGACAAUUGCCUAAUUAGCUUCAAGAGUAAAUAUGUAUAAUCAAAUGUUUCAUUUGCGUGCGCCGUAUUUGUUAAAUUGUAUCCAUUGUUUGGCUUUGACAGUGGUUCAUGGCAUUAUGUAAGAUUCUGUAUUAUUUAAUCCACUAAGCAAAGACACGGUUUCUCGGCCGAUAUCGCUGCCACCACAACGAUGUCGUGCUUAAUAUAUCAGGUGACA
This is a messenger RNA of Radiomyces spectabilis, 1271 nucleotides long. RefSeq names its product PQ loop repeat-domain-containing protein. Lineage: Eukaryota; Fungi; Mucoromycota; Mucoromycetes; Mucorales; Radiomycetaceae. The record is from RefSeq and is a predicted model, not a curated record. The transcript has 4 exons. Bases 103 to 1068 code for a protein of 321 amino acids.